This is a messenger RNA of Thlaspi arvense, 1381 nucleotides long. NCBI's taxonomy places the organism in Eukaryota, Viridiplantae, Streptophyta, Magnoliopsida, Brassicales, Brassicaceae. The record is from the annotation of a GenBank genome assembly.
UUUCGGUUUAACAAAAAAAAAGUAUCACAAAAAAAUGAACGAAAAUCUAAAACGAAUUAUAAAAUUGAAUUUGUGUGGAGAAAGAAGCUUCUCGGCAGAGAAACUGAAAUUUGUGGCUCAGUAUCUCUCUGAAGAACAUUCUUCCACAUCUCUCUCUCUCUUUGAAGAACAAAAAUGGUAGAAGAUGAACAAUGACGAAGAAGCAUUGUUGUUAUUCUUCAAGCAUUAUUAACCCUGUUGUUAUGUUCCUUCCAUGGCCUGUUACAUCGUUCCUUAUUACUACAAUCCCGUUUCGCCUCGUAUCAAUAGAAAAGUUAUAAGUCAACAUCGCCAACGUUUCUCCGGCAAGAUCUUGAAGACAAGACCUGUGAUUCCUCGAAAUUCCGCCAUUAGCGACGGUGGUGUCGAUUACAAUACCUUAGUCUCCGAGGCUGUGAGGGUUUUGGUUCCGCAAGCAAACUUUGAUUCCUCCAAGCUCAAAGUUGAAUUCUUAGGGGAGUUAUUAGUGAACAAGACUAGCAGCAGCGGGAUUAUAACGCCGCGCACAUAUAUACUCUCCCACUGUGACUUCACUGCUAACUUAACCUUAACCAUCUCCAACGUAAUCAACCUGGAUCAAUUAGAAGGCUGGUACAAGAAAGACGAUGUGGUUGCUGAGUGGAAGAAGGUGAAAGACGAGCUGAGAUUACAUAUCCAUUGUUGCGUUAGCGGGCCGAGUUUGUUGCAGGACGUGGCUGCAGAGCUUAGGUAUCACAUAUUCUCCAAGGAACUACCUUUGGUACUAAAAGCUGUUCUCCAUGGAGAUUCUGUUAUGUUUAUAGAGAACCCUGAGCUAAUGGAUGCUUAUGUAUGGGUUUAUUUUCAUUCACGCUCACCUAAAUACAACCGAAUCGAGUGCUGGGGACCUCUCAAGGAUGCUGCAAAGGGAAAGCAGAAAGGCAAUCAUCAAGGCUUCCUGAGUUCGAAUACUUCUUCGAGGAAAUUGAUUCGGCUGAUGUAGAUUUCUUGAUGAGCAUCUGACACAACUGCAAUCUGCCAACAUUCAAUUGUUCAUACUCGGAAAUUUUAUAAGAAACUUGUUCCCAAACAUCUUCACCCACAUUGCUCAUGCUCAUAAUCGGUUAUAUGGAAAUGUUGUUUGGUUUAUGAACCAUAAGGAUGUCAAUUUGGGCCAAAGCCCGACCCAGCCCUGAAAAAUAUCGGGUUUGGACUUUUGUAUAAAAGCUCAAAAAAAAUCGGAUUUUUUGAGCUAAACCUAUUCGGGCUUAAGCCUGAUCGGUCUCGGGCUUACUCGAAAAGCUGUGUACUUUAUAUUAUAAUUUUAUUAUAAAUUUUAUUAAUAAAUUAUCUUUACAAUUUUAAAAAAUUAGAGUUAUUAAUU